UGCCUCAACCAAUGGCACGUCCAGGGAGCGGUCCACAUUCAACGCAGUGACAGGUUUCGGUCGCAGCCGCCUCCCUGGGAAAGAUGGUCUCCUCUUUUAGUAGGAUGUAACGCCGCUUUUCCGGAGGGCUCGUUCCUGCUAGUCUGUGCCGAUGGAGGUCCUGGAGGACAGAUCCGCUGCAGCCGUCACAAUGCACGCCAUGCCUCUGUGCACUGAUAGCGGUGAGGACAUAUUCGACUGCAUCCAGCGGGGAGAUGUUGAACAGUGCAUACUUGCCGUGCAAAAUGAUCGAUCGCUCCUCAGAUACAAAGGCUGGGGUGGAUUCAGUCCUCUCCAUUACGCUGCCCUUCACGGAAACCGCUCCCUUGUGGACUUCUUCCUCAGCUCUGGUGCAGACCCCAACGUGACGUGUGAUGCAGGGCAGUCAGCUUUUCAUUUUGCCUGCAGGCAGGGAAACAUCUACAUCAUGCACAAAAUGAUGCAAUACGGUGCAGAUUUGCGGCUGGUGGACUUGCAGGGGAAAACAUCCAUGCACCAUGCAGUUACUGGUGGCAACAUAGUUGCUGUGCAGUAUCUGUGGGAGACAGGAAUGUUCAGGUUCUCUGACGCAGACAUGUACAAGGUGACACCUCUUCACCUCGCUGCAUCCACCGGCAACAUAGACAUGAUUCGCUAUCUGCUCAAAGACCAGCGGUGGGUUGUGAAUGCAGUUGACCAGCAGGGAGCGACGGCGUUCCAUGUUGCUGCAGAGAGGGGUGGAGUAGAGGUAUGCUGGACUCUGCUGCAGAAGACCGGCUGCAUGGUGCUUCAUCAGAAGAACUACAGCGGCCUGACGCCGCUGGAUCUCUGCAGACGGGGAAAAACCUUCAGACAUCAGCAACUCACCAAACUACUAAAGCGGUACAUAAACGAGCCAAUACAUCACAAGCCCAGCGAAUCACAUGGUUUAUACUACUGGACGCUGUUUUUUCCAUCUAUAAGUGGAGCUGCAAUCCUGCUGAUAGCAGCCAUGUUUGGAGGGUAUGGAGGCCUUAUCUGUGCUGUCCUCUUCCCAUGGCUGGCCAGAAGCAUUUUCACCCAGUACUACCGCAUGACCACGUACCAGAGGUUAGCCAAUCCAAUAUACUUGGGGACCCUAUUGGCUGGUGUGAUCCAUUCCCUGGUGUGCUUUGCUGCAAAAUUGGUGCCUAGUGUGUGGCCCACAAGCACCUUGGCUCAGGUGUCCUUGGUCCACUUCUUCAUACUGGUCAGUCUCUUCUAUAUGGUUCUGACUCAGGAUCCUGGGAUUUUAGACAGAGCAGAAUCAGAUCCGCGGUUUUCUUGCAUUGCUGACCUGGUGGAAAACAACCAGAGCCCUCACAGGUUCUGUUCGUACUGUGAGCUUUUCCAGCCCGACUACACGAAGCACUGUAAGCUGUGUGAAGUGUGCAUUAAAGACUACGACCAUCACUGUCUUUUCCUCAACCGCUGCAUUGGCCAGGGCAACCACAGACUCUUCCUCGUCUUCAUCCUCUCCAUGGUGACUGCCCACCUGCUUUUCAUCGCUUCGGGGAUCAGCUACCUGUACGGCAUCACGUUUGAGGAGAGUCCCACCUUCUCGCCGUGGCUCACAUUGGUAGGGGAGGAGUUCUGGGUUGUGGCUCUGAUGGUCAUGAACGGCCUGACGCUCCUGUGGGAGGCCUGGCUUCUGACUGAUCAGUUCGACGCCAUCGCCGCCAGAACGACCACCUACUUUAGACACAUCGAGGGCGAUGCACGGGAGAGGUCGCUGGGGCAACGCUGGCUGGUCGUAGCGGCCUUUCUCCUGGAGGGACGCAGAUCUGUGGGCAGCAGACAAAUCAGCGAAGACAAAACGUCUAUAGACAUUUAAAACUGCUAGUUUGACGCAUUAAGAGCUGUCUUGUUGACCCCAGCACUGUUGCUCGUGUACAGAUUUAAAGCCUUGGAUUGUUCAAACGUAGUGAUGAUCCCUCAUCUCAAUGCCAUUUAAUAUUUUGAAUGCAUGAUUUCCUUAUGUCAGCUGAGAUGGGCCUAAGACACUGGAGAGUACUUAAGAAAAUUGAUGAGAUGAAUGAUCAAAUGGGACACAAGUGAGUUGGUUGGUUGGAAACUUAGAAACAGAAGUGUUAAGGGAAGCCAGACGUAAAUCUAACACAAUGUGCAGAAGGAACCAGACUAGGCAGGAAAUACAAGAACUAAAGGUGGCAGCUCUAAACCUUAUAUACUACGUCAACAUUUUUUAAAACGGAUAACAUACAAAUCUGUCUGACCAUCAGAAAAUCUGGAUACGUAUAACAUUUUUACAUGUUUAGUUUUCCAUCUUAUUACCCAAAAGCUCUUGAUUCAUCCAUCCAUCUGUCAACCAUCCUUCCUUUCUUGUCUUUUCUUUGCUCAUUCUUUCUCUUAUUCUGUCCCUUUAUUUGUUUAUUCUUUUUACUUUCCUUUGUUCUUCCUUCCUUCUCCUUCAUACCUUUUUUCCAUCCUUCCUUCGUUCAAAACCUUCCUCUCUCUUUCUCUUUCUGUCUGCCAGGUUCCAUUUUUACAUCCAGACCACUGUUGAAACAUUUGCCAUGCUGUCAUAUAAAGUUUUGUAUUUACAGUAUCUUACAAACGUGAGCGACACCUCUGACAUUUUUGUAAGUAUUUUGUUGCAUCUUUUCAUUGGACAACACUGAAAGUAGUCAGUGUGCCACUUGUAUAUCAGUGAAAAUUUGCUCUCCCCCCAAAGUAACUUUACACACCCCUUAAUGUUCAACCCGCUUGUUACAACAGUGAGUACACCCCAAAGGGAAAAUGUCCAGAUUGUGCCCAAAGGGUCAAUAUUUUGUGUGGGCCUCUUUUUUUUUUUUUCAGCACUGCCUUAAAGGAGGAAUAAGUAAUAAUGACACCUAGUGGUUCAAAUCGGAACCACACACACACUACAGUACAGCCUGCCGUUUUCUCAACGGUCCGUUGCUACUAUGAAACUCUACUGAAGUUUUUACUAACACAGGACUGGUCUAUGAUGUUGUAUUCUGUUCUAUUUCUGGUCCGGCUCUCUUACUGGCUUCCAUGUUUGCAGGUCUGCUGCUCUUU
This is a messenger RNA of Fundulus heteroclitus (mummichog), 3075 nucleotides long. RefSeq names its product palmitoyltransferase akr1. Gene Ontology annotation, cellular component: Golgi membrane. The coding region runs from base 152 to 1870 and encodes 572 amino acids. The record is from RefSeq and is a predicted model, not a curated record. NCBI's taxonomy places the organism in Eukaryota, Metazoa, Chordata, Actinopteri, Cyprinodontiformes, Fundulidae. Gene Ontology annotation, molecular function: protein binding; palmitoyltransferase activity. Gene Ontology annotation, biological process: protein palmitoylation. The transcript is spliced from 10 exons.